Molecule: messenger RNA, 2172 nt
Organism: Cephus cinctus (wheat stem sawfly)
Lineage: Eukaryota; Metazoa; Arthropoda; Insecta; Hymenoptera; Cephidae
Product: zwei Ig domain protein zig-8
Biological process (GO): synapse organization
Cellular component (GO): neuron projection membrane
Source: RefSeq, a predicted model, not a curated record
GAGCGGCGCUCGCGCAAUGUAGUUCCUCGGCUAUCUUUGACGCGGGAGCAUCUCUUUUCGAAAGCUUCCAUCCUUUCCUCGCACUCUCGCCCGCGUAAUUAUCGGAAUCACUUCUGUCUUUUGCCACUGAUCUUCCUCCCGAGGAGCUUCGUGUCCAGCCGUGUUUUUAGGGCGACGGGCACCCUCUCGUAAGCCCAAAUAUGACAGAACCGUCAGUCACGGCGUAUUGCGUGCCGCUCGGUGCCAAAGUAGAAGCACGCCGAAUCUAUUCGACACUCGGCAAGUUCCUUACAGCAUCCUCGAGAACAGUGUGAAUGCGGCGGAAGUUCCGAUUGACGAUCAAGACUCGUUCCACGAAAUUUCGCCAUUUCUCCGAGCCCAUUGGUCCGGCCUACCGAUUAGAUCGAGAGAAAUAGACUGUCCAAGUGAAUUCGUGUUAACGCGAGUGCCGGCUUCUUAAAACGCGAGGAAGCUUGUCCAAACAAAUAUCUACGUAAACGCACUAACAAGUGCACUCGACUUCGCGUUCUACGAUGUGAUACGGUAUCAUCCGACGGAUUCCCUAUUGUCGUCUGUGAUAGGUGCUACAUUCAUCUGUGAUCCUCUAUAGAUUUCUAGAAUGUGCAACCCACUUAGAUGAGAAUUUGGUGUGACAAUUAUCUAAAGUCCCAGCAUCUAUUCUACUGCUCUUCCUGCAGUGACUUACGCAAGAUGUUAUUCUACUGGAGAUUCAUGUUUCCAAGGCUCUAAUUGACCAACGGUAACCAAUGUGCUUAUCGUGCAUUAUCUCAUAAACGAUAUGAAAUUUUAAUUGUGACGAACGAUGCCAAUAACUACAGUUUCGAGCAGUUUCCAAUUGACGGCGGAAGCAUUCUCUGUCAAUUACUAAAAAGUGAUACUACAUUGGCCCAAUGAGCAACUGAUUUCGCGAAGAAUUAAUUAAGCAGGAAAGCCGGGAGAAGCGAUGUCUACCUUUCUUCCCAUGCUCGUCUUUUUUCUAUUUUCCUUUGCUGGCAUCGUGAAUUGCCUGCGAAACUUCCGUACGGACUUUCUUGAGGAAUGGCCGACGCCGGGUACCGGACCUCACUUCGACACCUCGAUGCCCUCGAACUUUACUGGCCUCGUCGGUAAAACUGUGCAUCUCGUCUGCAAAGUCAAGAACUUGGGAAAUCGAACGGUGUCCUGGAUGAGACACCGAGACAUUCACUUGUUGACGGUCGGUCGAUACACCUAUACGAGUGACCAACGAUUCGAGGCACUACACUCUCCUCAUACGGAGGAAUGGACUUUAAGGAUACGAUAUCCCCAACGGAAGGACUCCGGGAUCUACGAGUGUCAAAUAUCCACGACUCCUCCUAUUGGACAUCUCGUUCACCUAACGAUAGUCGAACCAAUAACCAAUAUAGUGGGAGCUCCGGAGCUUUUUGUCAAUAAAGGGAGCACCAUCAACCUGACUUGCCUCGUGAGAUAUGCCCCGGAACCACCUCCUAUGAUGAUCUGGAGCCACAAUACAGAAGAGAUUAAUUUCAACUCUCCCCGUGGGGGAAUCAGCCUUGUAACGGAAAAAGGUCCCGAAACGUCGAGUCGAUUAAUGAUCCAAAAAGCAGUUCCGGCCGACUCGGGAAUCUACACCUGCGGACCGAGCAACGCGAAUCCAAGCAGCAUAAGGGUACACGUUGUCAACGAGGAACAUCCUGCUGCCAUGCAUCACGGUGAUGGGAGCACCUCCUACGGAAAGAAGCAGUCAGUGUGUUUUUUAAUGUUAGUAAUGGGUAGCCUAAUGUUUGUAUAAAAGUACAGACGGUACGCAAAGAGAGAAAGAGAGAGCGAGAGAGAGAGAGAGAGAGAGAGAGAGAGAGAGAGAGAGAGAGAGAGAGAGAGAGCUGGGCUAUAAGAUAGUAGAUGAAGAUUGAUUUAUCGACCGUCUACCAUGUCCGUUGAUGUACUUCUUAAAGAAAUAUUUGAGCAGGGUAAAUUCGACUAGUACCAUUUAUUAUACAUUGUACUUCCGUGACCAAAGAGUUUUCCAAAUAUCAGCACGGCACAAUAAUUGUAGUAUUUUGUUAAAAUAUAUCCCCAAGAGAUCGAAUAAUCUUACAUUGUCAAAAUUUCACAAAAUUGUAAAUAAAUUUAUUGUAUGUACAUAUCAAUAAAAGGAUUGUCUUUAAAUUA